AUGGGUCCUAAACGAACAGAUAAAGUGAAUAGUGUCAAAGGUUCCAUUUCUGUUAUCGCACCUACACCUUCAACGCAAGGUGAAAUAGGUUCGUAUUCUGAUCAACAUAAUGCAAAUGCUAUUUUGUUUAUGCACUUACAUGACUCAAUUAGAUUUGAAGUGUUUCUGAAUAAAGUUAACUUGUCUUCUUUAGAAAAUCAGCAAUAUGUAGGACGGUUUGCUCAAGAUUUGAGUCUUUGCUGUCGUGAGACUGGUUAUGUCAUCGAUGUUCCCGUACAAAUUCGACCAAUUAUUCUUUUACCGCCCCCAACGAUGUCAACCACAGAUGAAGCUCCAUCGAAAAAAGAUGCAGGAAAAAAAUUAGCAAUAGCGCGAGCACCGUCCGCCAGUCAAAGUGUAAUAACACAAGAGGAAUCAAGAUCGCUUAGUCAUGGAACAGGAGAAAAGAGUGCCACUGUUUACAAAUUCUUGCACAUUGUGAAUGACAGUGAAUAUUUUCGACCAAAAUUGCUUGUGGAUUCUGAUAAUGAUUUACCAGAUGUGAUCACAACACUUUAUAUGAGAGCGUGGCAACUUGACUUAAAAUUUUUGGAAAUUCUGAAAAAAGUUGUUUCACUUCAAGACCAAUUACACACUCUGAAAAGUCUUUCAUUGGACGGUAAUCCGGUUGGUUUGUCUGAACAAUAUCAUAUUUUAAUCGACAAAGAAGAAUCCAAACUUCUUCAUUUAUCCCUACGUUUUUGUUCAAUAACAGAUGUUGGUGCUGAAUUAUUGGCAAAAAGUUUAGGAAAUAUGAUCACUCAAAAUUGGAAAUUACUUACUUUAAAUUUAAGUGGAAACAGAAUAACAGAUAAAGGAGCUAAAGCUUUUGCUAAAGCAUUACGUUUUAAUCGUACAUUGAUAUGUUUAAAUUUAUCAAGUAAUUUUAUAUGUGAUAAAGGUGCAAUCGCUAUGGCAAUCGUUUUAAGACGAAUUGUCUUAACUUCUGAAGAAAUUUUGUACAGAAGAUAUUUACUAUCAGAACGUUAUGGUGAAUUACAUUCAGAUGAAACAAGAGUAGGAUCAGCAUCACCGACAAAUUCGACAAUUUCUACCCUCAGUACGAGAGGUAAAGCAGCAGCACUACGUGAAGGUCGAAAUGAUUGGAAGCGUCUGAGUGACGUCAAACUAGCAACAUCGAGAAAAACAACCAAAGCAGUAUCGGUACCAAAUGUUUUACAUUUUUCUCUUUAUGAAAACCGAGCUCCAUCCGCUAAAGAUCGAAAAAAGUCUGAUGUUGGUAGUGGAGUGACACAAAAAUCUACACUCGUAGGAAGAGGUUCACUUAAAGUAACACCAAAUACAACAUCGAAAGAAGAUACAAAGGGCAAAAGUAAAAAGUUAUUAGCACAAAAAAAGAUUCACAUGGUGAAAGAAGAAGACGAAGAACAACCGUUAACUGCUGAUGCUGUACCAUCUCAACUGAUGCCUGAAAAAGAAAAUCCACUAUUUGAACAAAACGAAGUCGAUAAUAUCAAUGGAGAUGUAUGGUUAAAUGGGAAUCGGGUCCUAUUGUCAUUGAAUUUAUCAAGAAAUUAUUUAACGAUGAAUAGUGUUAACGAAUUUCUCUCAACUGUACAACAGCAAAACGCGCAUACAUCAAUUGUUGGCUCAUCAAUACACAUGGAAUUUACUGGUUUAUGUAGACUAGAGCUAAAAGGCAUGGCCGAUAUUCAAAAAGAUUUCCCCGAAUAUCAAUCAUUAGAAACACUAUUAUUACGUAAAAAUCCAUCAACUAGAUUUCAACUACAUAAAGAUAAAGAACGUGAAUUGAUUGUACAAUCAGAACAAAUGUCAGCAUUAUCAACUAAAGAUGGUGUACAACCAUCGAGAGUAGCAUCAAGUAUCAAAUCGACAAGUCAACGUCCAACAUCACGUCUAAGAACAGAUGUUUAA
Messenger RNA from Didymodactylos carnosus, 1935 nucleotides. The record is from the annotation of a GenBank genome assembly. NCBI's taxonomy places the organism in Eukaryota, Metazoa, Rotifera, Eurotatoria, Philodinida, Philodinidae.